AUGGCUACUCCAGAGGCUUUCCUGUCAGCUCUCUACCCAUUACUUCCCCUGUUUUCCACAUCUAAAUCGGCACGAUCUCUCUCUGGUAAGGUCGACGGCCAGGUCAGGGUAGCUCUCGAUGCGCUAGCUGCUAUCAGCGUUGCGAAUGGGACAGGAGAUGUUGUCGCUGUAGCUCUGGAUGCGCGCCCUCACGAGACUAAGUUGUACGUUGCGACUAACGGGGACGUGAAGCAUGAAGUCGAGGAUCAUCUUAUCUCUGUAUGGUCCUGCCUUGGACGCAUCGCUAAACUUGCCAAUGGUAGACAUUCGACUACUUCCUCAAGUGAUAUUAAUGCCCAUCGGAUGGACCUCACCCUUCAAAUCUAUCGCUUCUCUCGAAAGAAGUUCCGAUCUGAAUUUGAGAAGCACUCCGAAGAGUUUUUGAGGGUAUUCCCACAGGGUCACACAUCAUCUGUUUGGAACUCACUGUUUGACCGAGAUCAAUACGAAGUACUCGGAUAUAUCCAAUCCACUUUCAAGUCCAUCACGGACUCAGUCAAAGUAGAAAAGCCCACAGACAAUCAAGUACACUCUCUUGCGGGCCUUGUCGACAAGCUCGAUCGACUCCAUGCCCAUGUGAACACAAAGAUAUUUCUUGAGGUCAGGCGUUACCUGCGAAAAGUUCUUUCUCUUCGUAAUCACAUCGAAGUCUUACUGCAAAUUGCAUGCACCAAGAAAUUUCGGUCGUGGUUUCUACCGGUUAUGUCCGUUGUGAAAGUCCCGGGCAUGUCUCAGUCUUACGCAGUCGACAUGGGCAAUCUCUAUUUCACACAGCAAUGCUUUGGUAGCCGAGGGCAAUUCGAGUCAGUACGCCCUCGAUGGAACACAGAAGUAUUGGAAGUGGUACGCUCGGAGCUCAUAAACAGGCACUGCUCAGUCUCAGGCCAUGGCCAAAACACGUUUACUUUCGCUCGAGUCUUCAUUCAUUGCGAGUGUGCAUUGGCCGUAUACAUCGAUGAUCACCCUGGGGCGAAGCCAUUCCGGUUCAUCGGUGUCUCUAAGCUAUGCUGCCAUGGAUGCUAUACCUUCCUCCGGGCCUAUAACAAGAAUGUUGGCAGUCCCUUUGAAUUCAAGGGCACUCACGGUAAAGUGUAUUUACCAUACGUGUUUCCCAAGAUUCCAUCUAGGAGCACGUUAGUCUCGAAUGCUGCGAUCAGACGCGACAUGCUCAAGAUUCUCAAAGAUGAUUUUCAUGUUGCUUGGACGCAGCCUCGUAGAGGCCGACGAUAUUCAGACAGCACAGCUGCGUCACCUCCUCCACCGGACACGGAGCAGGAAGACCAAGGGGACCAUUGA
This is a messenger RNA of Heterobasidion irregulare TC 32-1, 1335 nucleotides long. RefSeq lists its product as uncharacterized. The transcript has 3 exons. Bases 1 to 1335 code for a protein of 444 amino acids. NCBI's taxonomy places the organism in Eukaryota, Fungi, Basidiomycota, Agaricomycetes, Russulales, Bondarzewiaceae. The record is from RefSeq and is a predicted model, not a curated record.